Molecule: messenger RNA, 1503 nt
Organism: Polistes dominula (European paper wasp)
Lineage: Eukaryota; Metazoa; Arthropoda; Insecta; Hymenoptera; Vespidae
Gene: Tsen34
Product: tRNA splicing endonuclease subunit 34
Biological process (GO): tRNA-type intron splice site recognition and cleavage; tRNA splicing, via endonucleolytic cleavage and ligation
Cellular component (GO): tRNA-intron endonuclease complex
Molecular function (GO): tRNA-intron lyase activity; nucleic acid binding
Source: RefSeq, a predicted model, not a curated record
UAAAUAUGCAUUUAAACAUAAUAAUUACAUGUCACAUAGGUAUACAUUGUAUUAUAUUUAACACGGACGUUUGACUGCUACGUUGUUCGAAUUCCAGAGACGUUUGUUUGUUUACUAAUAUUUGUCUACUACUUAUGAAAGAUCUUUCUAGGUAUUUGAAAAGAUAUUAAAACAAUGUCGUCGAUUAAAAUAUUAUUGACCCUUUUGUAUAUUUUGUGUGUAUGUGUGUGUAAUUAAUAAAAUAUCCCAUGAAAGCUCAUUGUCGUCGUCGUCGUCGUCAUUGUCGAUCCGUUGGAAUCGAUCCUCGCGAAGUAUCGAUUAUGCUUUUAGACGUUAACGCGAGGUGUUGCUGCAAAAUAUUUUGGAAAGAUUGCAAAAAUAAGCAAAAGAACUUUAAAUAUAAAAAGAAAAAUUACACGUCAGAUAUGAUAAAUUUGACAUUUUCACAAAAUAAUGUUUUCAUAUGGAACGCCUGCGAUUGGUUAACACUGCGAAAGGAGCAUAGGAUAAUUGGAGAAUUAGUAGGUUGUCUUGCAAAAUAUCCUCGGCAAGAAGUACUUUCAGGUCUUCCAUUGCUUUUAUUUCCGGAAGAAGUUUCCCUUUUAUUAGAAAAAGGAAUUGCUCGUGUUGUUAAAUAUUCACACUUACAAUACCCACCAAGUGAAUCUUUAAAAGAAACUUUUGACCAAUAUAGGGAGAUAUUGUUUAAAGAACAAGAAAAGUGCUUAAAAGAAGAAAAAGAAAAACAGAUUGAAGCAAUGAUGGAUAAAAUUGUGGAAGGAAAAAAACGAAAGAUAUUAGGUAUGAAGACAAAUAAAAAAAAACUACGAAAGCCUUUAGAUAAAGAUUCGCAGGAAGCGUUAAAAAAUGUAAAAUUAAAUACUAAAGAUCUCUUUGACGAACAAAUGUCUAAAUUACCUAAAUUAGAAAAAAGUGAAGCACUUAUACAGACACAUACGGCAUAUCCACAAUGGAAUAAGGGUAACUUUGAAAUAGUUCAAUGGAAAUAUCCCAAUACACCGCAAGAAAAACUUCGAUAUGAAACAUUUAAAGACCUUUGGGAACGAGGAUACUACAUAACGACUGGAGAAAAAUUUGGUGGUGAUUUUUUAUUAUAUCCAGGUGAUCCUAUUAUGUUUCAUUCUCAAUUUAUAAUACAAUGCAAAAACAGAAGCGAGGAAAUACCAAUUACAGAACUUGUUGGACAGUGUCGUACAGCAAGUCAUGUUAGAAAAGUACAAGUAUUUGCUACCUUUUCCGAAGAUGGAAAAAGUGUAAAGUAUCAAUCAUUUAAGUGGGCUGAAAACAAUGGAUUUGAAAACAGAUAGCGAAUGAUUAUGUAAUAGUCUUAAUUAAUAUUCAUAUUGUCAUGUAAAGUAAAUUUCUAUACCUCCUAAACAUCUGUUAUUGUUGAUUAUUAUUUUUAACUAUGAAAAAAUAUGAAAUAAUUGCACUAUUUACUUUAGAUGUUUUCGCAUUAAAAUAAAUGUUCUAUAAAAAUGA